Messenger RNA from Oncorhynchus nerka (sockeye salmon), 6291 nucleotides. It is a transcript of the gene ppp1r3da, whose product is annotated as protein phosphatase 1, regulatory subunit 3Da. The record is from RefSeq and is a predicted model, not a curated record. NCBI's taxonomy places the organism in Eukaryota, Metazoa, Chordata, Actinopteri, Salmoniformes, Salmonidae. Gene Ontology annotation, biological process: regulation of glycogen biosynthetic process. The coding region runs from base 116 to 1024 and encodes 302 amino acids. The transcript has 2 exons. Gene Ontology annotation, cellular component: protein phosphatase type 1 complex. Gene Ontology annotation, molecular function: glycogen binding; protein phosphatase 1 binding.
AGACUGCUAGUAAAUGGAGGAUCAGUCUUCGGGUUCAACCUACAAAAUAUAGCCUACUUGACAAUCAUCACAUACUUCGUACAAAUGGUGUGAAGGACCUCUUUAAUUUAACAUCAUGGAUUGGACUAUUGGGAAGGAGAGAAUUCCCUCAAGUAAUAGUGAACUGCCUAAGGCCUCAAAGAAUGCCUCCGGAACCAACCUCACUAUCAAUCUGAAUGAAAUGCUCAGAUCAAAUGCUGCCGUGGAAAGGAAGCGUGUUCCAAUCCGCCCACCCAACCCAAGAGCCCCUGCACCCUGGGAACUGGAGUUUAGUCGAGGCCUUUCGUGUGAGCCCAUGCCCAAACCCAUUAUCCGAAGACGUGCACGAUCUCUGUCCUCCUCCACAGAGUGGAAGAGGCACACUCGUAAUGUUGGGGUGCGUUUUGUAGACUGUCUGGGCCUGGACCUAGAGGAUGUUAAGGUUUUCAAAACCGGAGAGGAUCCCUUUGUGCCACAACAUGUCUCCUUCAGGCUUUUGAUGGGUGCAGAGCUGGCUGGGGGGAAGAACUUGGAAAUCUCGCUGCCGUAUCUGAAGCCGGUGUUCCCUCAGCAACCCGGUGAUCGACCUGAAUUCUUCAGCCGCCUGCGCCAGCAGAGGGUCUGUCUGGAGAGGGUUUUGUGCUUUGACCUGGGCAUCAUCGGGAUCACUCAGGUCCUCAACCUCCAUUUUGAGAAAGAGGUGAGCGUGCGCUAUUCUUUCACAGGAUGGAGGUGCAGCUCAGAAACCAAGGCCUCCUGGGUAUCCACCACCUGCAAGUCCUGGGAUGGAACGCAGGAGCAGCUCAAUUGUGACACCUUUCGUUUCCACCUGCCUGUUCCUCCCUUCCUGCUACCUGGAGCUGCUUUGGAAUUUGCUGUCCGAUACAAAGUGUCCGGGAAAGAGCACUGGGACAACAACGAGGGGCAAAACUAUAAGUUGGUCUGCCAUAGCUACAAGCUGACUGUGCCCAAGGAGUGUGAGCAUAGCAUGGUGCACUUUAUUUGAGCUCAUUCAACAAGGAGCAUUUACUGGUUGCUCUCAUAAGUUCCAAUUAAUAAUUUGGCCAUAAGGUCAAAACCAUCAGACCUGAGAGGCAGCAGUAGUGUUCAGAAAAAGACAGAUCUGGUAUAUAUGAAUAACAUGUUAUUGGAGCACUCGGCUAAUAGAGAACCACGUCAUGGUUGUCUGUGACUGUGGUGGAAGCCAUGUUUAUUAUUCAUUCAUACACAUUUAUUUUAACAGAGCACACCUAUUAGUAUUGGAGUGCAUGUUUUCAAAUGCAAAUGCACUUUAUUAUAUACAGUGCCUUCGGAAAGUAUUCAGACACCUUGACUUUUUCCACAUUUUGUUACAUUACAGCCUUAUUCUAAAAUGGACAUAAAUCUGCACUCAAUGCCCCAUAAUGACAAAGCAAAAACAGGCUUUUCUCAAUUUGAGCUGGCCUCCCGGCCAAACUGAGAAAACGUGGGAGAAGGUCCUUGGUCAGGGAGGUGUCCAAGAACCCAAUGGUCACUCUGAUAGAGCUCCGGAGUUCCUCUCUGUGGCACUCUACCAAGCAGGCCUUUAUGGUAGAGUGGUCAGACGGAAGCUACUCCUUAGUAAAGCCGCGUGACAGCCCACUUGGAGUUUUCCAAAAGGCACCUAAAGACUCUCAGACCACGAGAAGCAAGAUUCUCUGGUCUGAUGAAACCAAGAUUGAACUCUUUGGCCUGAAUGCCAAGCGUCACGUUUGGAGGAAACCUGGCACCAUCCCUACUGUGAAGCGUGGUGGUGGCGGCAUCAUGCUGUGGCAAAGUUUUUCAGCCGCAGGGACUGGGAGACUAGUCAGGAUUUAGGCAAAGAUGAACGAAGCAAAGUACAGAGAGAUCCUUGAUGAAAACCUGCUCCAGAGCACACAGAACCUCAGACUGGGGCGAAGGUUCACCUUCCAACAGGACAAUGACCCUAAGCACACAGCCAAGACAACGCAGGAGUGGCUUUGGGAAAAGUCUCAAUGUCCUUGAGUGGCCUAGCGAGAGCCCGGACUUGAACCAGAUCUAACAUCUCUGGAGAGACCUCAAAAUAGCUGUGCAGAGACACUCCCCAUCCAACCUGACAGAGCUUGAGAGGAUCUGCAGAGAAGAAUAGGAGAAACUCCCCAAAUACAGGUGUGCCAAUCACUGCCAAACGUGCUUCAAAAAAGGACUGAGUAAAUAGUCUGAAUACUUAUGUAAAUGUGAUAUUUCAGUUCUUCAAACCAGUUUUUGCUGUGUCAUUAUGGGGUAUUGUGUGUAGAUUGAUGAGGGGGAAAAAACAAUUGAAUAUAUUUUAGAAUAAGGCUGUAACAAAAUGUGGAAAAGUCAAGGGGUCUGAAUACUUUCCGAAGGCACUGUAUACAGCACUUGUUCAGAUAAGACUGACACAGAGUACACAUUUCACUGUGGCAAUGUGCCUCUGGAUAAUGCACUUACUUUAUGGUUUCUACUUGUCGGAUGUUCUAAAAUCAUUUGGACUUACUCUGACUCUGGUCCUCGGAACUAGCCAUGCUUGCCAGGUAACUGGUAGAGAUUAAUUUAUGAAAUUUCAUCUUCAAGAGAUGAUCACCCAAGCAUUUAAACUAUGCAACCAAGCAGCUAGUUCAAAUAUUACUCAUGAUAUAAAUUGAAAAUAUUUAGCUACUAACAAAAGAAAUACACUGUUUAACUGGUAGUACUUAGAAAAGUGAAUACUAUUGUUUCUUGUUCAUUUUACAUUAAAGCACAGUUGAUGAUACAAACCUCUGUUGUGAAUUAUUUGCCUUUGUUGCUUACAAUGCAACACUAAAGCUGUCUUUACACUGCAGCUAAAAUGGACCCAAUUCAACAACAAAGUCAUUCUCCUGUGACACAGUUCAAUCUUCUUUAGAAUGGUGUAAACAGCUAAAAAAAACACAUGGAAUCACAUCUUUUCCGUUCUGAUUUGGACCACAUUCAUAUGUGCUACUAUAUCCAAUACCUAGCCAUGUGACCUGUAUCUGGACACUCCAAUCAGAUUCUUUCAGUGCCCAAGUGAUUUUUACUACACUCUCCAUGCAACAGGUUAAUUUUGUCACAUCUGCAUUGGUGGUAACCGUUGAAAUGGACAGUGACAGCACGUACCAGCAUAGCCUCUUCGCUCGGACGACCAAUACAUAUUGGUCUCCCAUCACCGAACACUAUUUCCUGGUACCCCGCAAAAUAUUUACCAGCUCUAUGAUUUACAUGUUUCCGGGAAGAAGAAAAAAUCCCAUCACUGAAUGCAUAUCUAGAAUGAAUCCGGAAUGCCUUACCAGUCAGCAUGGGUUAUCCUUUUUACUUUACACCAGGGGUAAGCAACUAGAUUCCGCUGCAAAUCCAUUUUUGUCGGAAUGGAUGGUCAGGGGGCCGAAACGUCAUUUAUAAUCAUUUGUCGAAUUCAAAUUGACAACAAGUAAGCCCAUUUGUAUUUGAAAAUAACAAUCAUUUUAUACCUUCAUUACAUUGAGACACGAUUACAUAUGUCUCUUUAUUUGUGGGGAUACUUGGGAACAUAUUUCUUAGUUUAAAUACAUUUUCCCGCUGAAUUCCUGGUAGGUUAGUCUCUUUGAGAUUACAAACCUAUUUUGCAAGAGAGACCUGGACAAAAAAAUCAGCAAGCAAAGUUUCAAACAUUUACAACAUAAAACACAAGCACUACAGUUUAAAAACAUCAGUUUACACGUUGAACAGGCACAUUAGUUUUGGCAGAAGUGGUUCAUCUAGUUGUAAAACAUUUACAGGCCCCUAAACCAUUUUCCGCUAUAGAUUUUACCCUAAUAUCAGUUAAGGAGCUCCUGUCAUUUCAAGUCCUUUUGUUGCUUGUUCAAAGUAGAGGGCAGGGUACUGUAACGCUUUGUUUGUUGUUUUACCUUGGUCUGUGCCGGCCUUAGGCACCGUCAAAGAGAUGUAGUCCCGUGAGCAUACAGUGCUUUCAUAAAGUAUUCACACCCCUUGACUUUUUCCUAAUUUUGUUGUGUUACAGCCUGAAUUUAGAAUGGAUUGAAUAGAGAUUUGUUUUGUCACUGGCCUACAUACAGUACAAUACCUCAUAAUGUCAAAAUGGAAUUAUGUUUUUCUGAAUUUUUACUAAUUCAUAAAAAAUGAAAAGAUAAUGUCUUGAGUCAAUAAGCAUUCAACCCCUUUGUUAUGGCAAGCCUAAAUAAGUUCAGGAGUAAACAUUUGCUUAACGAGUCACAUAAUAAGUUGCAUGGACUCACUCUGUGUGCAAUAAUAGUGUUUAACAUGAUUUUUGAAUGACUGCCUCAUCUCUGUACCCCACACAUACAAUUAUCUGUAAGAUCGGUCAGUCGAGCAGUGAAUAUCAAAAGCCGAUUCAACCACAAAGACCAGGGAGGUUUUCUAUUGGUAGAUACGUUUAAAAAAAUACAAAUAAAAAGCAGACAUUGAAUAUCCCUUUGGUAGUUAGUCUUGUCCCAUCGCUGCAACUGUACGGACGGAAGAGGUGAAAGUCAAGAGCCGCGUAUCCUCCGAAACACAACCCCCCCAAGCCGCACUGCUUCUUGACACACUGUUUGCUUAACCCGGAAGCCAGCCGCACCAAUGUGUCGGAGGAAACAUAGUACAGCUGGCGACCAAAGUCAGCAUGCAUGCACCUGGCCCGCCACAAGGGAUCGCUAGAGCACGAUGGGACGAGGACAUUCUGGCCGGCCAAACCCUGCCUUAAACCGCUGCGCCACUCGGGAGGCCCAUGGUGAAGUUCUAAAUUACACUUUGGAUGGUGUAUCAAUACAAGUCACUACAUAAAUACAGUUGCCAGAGAGGAAGGAAACCGCUCAGGGAUUUCACAAUGAGGCCAACGGUGAUUUUAAAACAAUAAUGGCUGUGAUAGAGAAAUGAGGCUGAAUCAACAUUGUUGUUACAUGUAACUACAAGGGAAAGUAUAACAAAAGACCCAGCUAGCUAUGUUGUUGAUAUGUGUAUCCUAAUAGACUAGGGUAACAACCCUUAAACAAGGCACACCUUGCCAUGUUAUAACCUGUCCCAAAGGAUACAUUGAAUCAAAUGUUAUGUUACUACGAUGCUGUUGCAAAGGAUACACUUGUAAUUAUAAUGUCAAAUCAAAUUGUAUUUGUCACAUACACAUGGUUAGCAGAUGUUAAUGCGAGUGUAGCGAAAUGCUUGUGCUUGUAGUUCCGACAAUGCAGUAAUAACCAACGAGUAAUCUAACCUAACAAUUCCACAACAACUACAAGUGUAAAGGGAUGAAGAAUAUGUACAUAAAAAUAUAUGAUGAGUGAUGGUACAGAACGCCAUAGGCAAGAUGCAGUAGAUGGUAUAGAGAACAGUAUAUACAUAUGAGAUGAGUAAUGUAGAUGAGUAAUGUAGGGUAUGUAAACAUUUAAAAGUGGCAUUAUUUAAAGUGGCUGGUGAUACAUUAUAAUGUAUCUACCCAGGAUCAAGCAAUUUGAUGCAAAGUGAAACAUGUCUUUUUAAUUGCUAUGUAUUUACAAUGUAACAGCAUUUGCAGACAGUAGGCUAACCAAGAGAAAUAAGGACACAGGAGAACAUUAGUAAGUAACCAUGUGUAUGUGACAAAUCAAAUUUGAUUUGAUUUGUAUAACCAUGGAAAGAAGGUGUACCCAAACGUACAAUUCCCCAUUUCAGACUCAUACCCCGGGUUGGGUAGUAACGGAUUGCAUGUAACAGGGAUACCUAUGGACAGGGUGGUGGGUGAUGCUCAGGGAGAGGCGUGAUGGCGUGGCACGGUGUGGAGGUCUGGACUUGGGCUGUGGAGGAAAAGUGGAGGUCAGGUGGAAGUAACCUGGACUCCCAGGCCAAGGGAGAGGGCAUGUUCCCUGAGCAGGGAGUAUCGGCCAGGAGGUCUGGACUUAGGCUGUAGAGCAACAGUGGGACAGUGGACUCUCUUAAGGGUCGGCACGCCAUUAAAUCUAAAGAGGAAAUCGAUACCUUUGCAUCCCGAAUGAAGGAUCUACGAAGUGGUGUGGGGGGACACAAAUGUAUUAAGGGUGGCGUCAAUUCGGGAAUUUCUGAAAUUAAUCCAUGAAUUGAAUUUGAAUUGGCCACACCCCAAAGGAAACAUCAUUUUAAUGUAAGGAAGUAGAAUUGAAUUAAAAGCAAUUCAAACCAAUUCAACUGAGACAUUAAAGUCUCAUUAAUAUUGACAUUGCAUUGGAUUGUUCCGUUUCAUACUGCAGCAUUUGAUCUAAUGCAUUCUGAGAAAUGUAUUUAUGUUUCUGAUAUUUAAACAUUAAAGGAAGGAUCAAUUAUUAUAGACAA